Cyphellophora attinorum is the source of this 2487-nucleotide messenger RNA. RefSeq lists its product as uncharacterized. The transcript has a single exon. Bases 1 to 2487 code for a protein of 828 amino acids. Lineage: Eukaryota; Fungi; Ascomycota; Eurotiomycetes; Chaetothyriales; Cyphellophoraceae. The record is from RefSeq and is a predicted model, not a curated record.
AUGAAUGGCAUGGACGACAACGAAGACGAGCACAACUUUUCCGACGAUGAUGAUUUCGGGAAUCUCGAAGAUGACGCCUUGCAAAAGCUCGAGCACAAUGCGAUUCUUUCUACACAGAGAGCAGCCGCAUCGCAGCGGCCUGCUUCCCUCAAGACGGUGCCUCUGCCUCAGAGCCGCAACUUUGCGAACGUUCAACCACAUCUGCAGCAUGCCAUCAUAGAUCCUUUCGACCAUGAUGAUGACUUCGAGCUUGUUGAGCCAGAUCAGGUGCCCACGCCCGUCGAAUAUAUCGAGCGGCCUACAUACAAUCACAGUCGGCCACCUGGCGAGACCACGCAGAGGGAACAGGCAAGGCUGCAAAAAUAUGGCAACUCUACUUCAUACUCCCGCAAUUAUGGUCCACCACCACAGCAGCGAGGGUACCAGCGCAAUGCGCCUCAGCAGACCACGACAACGAACAUGUACAAUGCGAGCCGCACCACGUCGGCCACCUAUAGUGCUGCGAACGAUGUGAGCCGCACAAUGUCGACCACGUUUGUUGCUGCGAACGAUAUGGGUCCAGUCCAAGCUGAUCUGGCAAGCUCAAAAAUAGAAGAGCUCAUGAAAGAGCGUGAUGCACUGAUGGCCCAGCUGCAAGAGGCCAAGGAUCAGGUCAUGACAAAGGUUGGAGAGAUCUCGAUCAUCAGGGAGAACAAAGACAAGGAGACGAAAGUGUAUGAUCGACAGUUGGCAGCAAUGAAGAAAUCCAUGCAAGAAGAGUCCGCUCGGCAAAGGACUGCUAUUGAGUCCUUGACGUCGAAGCACAACUCACUCAUCACCGAAUAUAACAUGACAAAGGACGACCUGAAAGAAGAAACUCGCCGAAUCAAGACUCUGGAGAGUCGACUGAAGGACAAGUCUGCCAACAAGCAGGAUGGAGCUGUGCUCACGCCGAAGAAGCAAAGGCCUGCAAAUUCCUUGCGAGACGGCUUCGAUGACGACGAGGUAAUGGUCAUGUCUCCUUCGAAGUCCGCGCCUCGCCGUUCGAAGCCUAAUACUCCUACUGUGCCGGGCAAGAAGAAACGCAAGGUAGAUGCCAGUCCGGUGAAACCACUCGUUCUAUGGCAGCCAGAUGAUACGCCACAGCAUCACGGACAAGACUUCCCGCAGAUUGUCUCGGGCUACACCGUACCAAUCAUUCAGAAGGACAAGCAGACCGCACGAGAUUUAAAGUUGAUUCAGAAAGUCAUCAACUACCAGCCCAGGUCUAAAUCGGGGAAAUUGAUUGAGGUACUGAUCGCCUUUAAACUACCCAGCCGUCCGAAUCAGUCGUUCUCAAGCAUCGUCCUUGACGCCGUCGCUCGCCUGCAUGGUCCUGGACUGGCAACGGAUCUGCUACAGAUCUUCAUCGACUUGUGGGCUCAAUCGAUAGCCGAGAAAUACUACGAUUGUGUAGGCCUACUCAUAGAGGUGGUGGACUACAUUGCCGACCUACGUGCAUCGGUGGUCGGCAAGAGUGUCAUCGCAAGCCUUCUUCCGGUCUUGCAGGACUCUGCAUCUAUCAACGGUUCUGCUCGCUUCAAGCAUUCGCCUGUGUAUCGUGCGAACUUUGGGCAGUUCAGACAGACUCCGGCCUCUGCCUUGAAUCCUCUUGUGGACACCACAGUAUGUCUCGAACUGCUAUACAAGGUCGCAGGGCUAUGUCUGGACUCAGAAGAGUUGAUUGACCACUUCUGGCGAUUGAUGUCAACCGAGUUUGUGUUGAUGAUGCUCAACAUCUGGCAGCCGAUACCUGACAUUACGUUGAUGCUUCACUUGCUUGCCACGUCUAUCUUUCAUACAACGUUCGGAAACAUCUGCUCAGACACCUCAACGCAAAGUACUAUGGAAAACCAUAUUGUCGCACGAGUCUCAUCCCUGUUGUGGGAAACGCCAAAGGUCGACGAAGGACUUCCUAGCCCAUCAAGGUCAGAUCUUUGUCGUUUCCGGCUUGAAGCAUUAGCUCUACUGUCCAGUCUGGCCUGUGAGCCAGCGCUUCUUACAGAAGACGGUCAGCAUCACCACGGAUCGAUUCUUCUGGCAUCCCAUCCAUCCGCCAUCGCUCGACUUGUUCGAGUUCUGUAUGAUUCUGUCGCGGGUUUAUACUUGAUGACACCCUCGUCUCCGCUCUAUGCUCAAAUCAUCAACCACGGAGUGCAACUGUUGUACCACAUAAUGACGCAGCAUGGCGAGGAGAUCGAUCUCCAACAGAAGCUGGCAGCAGUCAAUGGAGGUGUGCACAAGCAUCGGGUUGUAUUGACGAGACUGGCAUUUAGCGAAGGUUGGUUCAUAGACUCUGAUGUGACUGAUGAGACAUGUGCGAUGGCAACUGCGAUGCUGGAGGACAGUGUCACUCCAGACGAGGCCGAGAUGAUGAUUCAAGCGUUUCCAGGCUUCAAUGGGCGGAGGAGAGAAAGGGUGACACAGCAGCAGUCUGGUAAUGAUGACAGCAUGGUAGGGGUCGAGUGA